Messenger RNA from Penicillium brasilianum, 2019 nucleotides. Lineage: Eukaryota; Fungi; Ascomycota; Eurotiomycetes; Eurotiales; Aspergillaceae. The record is from the annotation of a GenBank genome assembly.
CUCUGGAGCUAAAAGACAGCCGCAUGUGGAUCUCGGAUCGCCAUGAGCGGACCUCAAGAAGACGAAGUUGAGCUACUGAGAGGACGGUUGACGACGACGUCCCCUAACUCUAGUUCAACCUCCGAUUCCAGUGGUACAGCGCGUGAGCAUAAAGAUCGAGACAGGCGCCGAAGCAUCCCGGUAAAGCUGCGGGAAACCGGCCAGGCCGGCCAGUAUAUCCUGACGGCCGAGGACGCGGAGCUUCUGCUAGAGGUGUUGCGGGAUAACUUACGCUUGGAGAAAUCGGAUCCUCCUCGAAAGCGGGCUUUCCUCUUUCGAGAUCUACAGUUCACCAGACAGCGAAGUGCAUUUGAUCGCCAAAAUCCAUCCUUUUACUCCUCCCAGUUUCAUGGCUUCUUUACGCUCUUCUGGCUCGGUGUGGCGUUGAUGUUGGUCAAGAUUGCGGCCAGCAACUUCAGAACCUACGGGACUCCUUUUGGAACCACCGAAGUAAUCGAGCUCAUGCUUAGCCGAGACGUAUUGGUGCUGGGGAUCACCGACUUUAUCUUGUGUUGGUCAACUUUGUUCUGCCUUGGCCUUCAACGGGCGAUUCUCCGAGGAUACCUUCGCUGGAGCGGAUUUGGAUGGGUGAUCCAGAAUGUUUGGCAAACGUCAUACCUCGCGGGCUUCAUCUGGUGGACAUACCAUCGAGAUUGGCCAUGGACCCAUACCGUCUUUAUGGUCUUGCAUUGCUUGACCAUGGUGAUGAAGCAACAUAGCUAUGCGUCUUACAAUGGCUACUUGUCUGAACUGUACAAAAAGCGGGACUUGCUCAAGGGCCACCUCAAGCGGCUGGAGGGAUAUAGUAGUCACGACUCCGUUUCAAACAGUCAAUCACCUACAAAGAGUGCUAUCGUUUCUGAAAUUGCCAAUCUGAGAAAGCAGAAUAGAUGGCGCAGUUCGACUGAAUUCAAGAGUAUCCAUGCUACUCGCGAUACGGAUCACCUCUUGUUACUGUCGGAGACUAUCGAGAACGGCACAGCACUAGAACCGGCUCAACUAGUGCCUUUACGGGGUCUCCUGACAAAAGAAAUUAAACUCUUAUCCGAGGGACUCCAUGGCCAAUUUCACAAGGAGCGCCAGUACCCACGGAACUUGACCGUGGGCAACUUUUGUGAAUUCAUCACACUGCCUACCUUGGUCUAUGAACUUGAAUACCCACGCACCGAGCGAAUUGACUGGGCUUAUGUUGCGGAAAAGGUUAUAGCUACCUUUGCCACCAUCUUUGUCAUGAUCGUGGUCUCUCAAUACUGGAUUUAUCCCGUGGUCAUGAGAACGCUAGACAUGAAGGCUCAGGGCUUGACGGUGCAGCAGCGACUUCGGGAAUUUCCCUGGGUACUGAGUGACCUGCUCUUUCCUUUCAUGAUGGAAUAUCUGCUAGCAUUCUACGUCAUUUGGGAGUGCGUGCUCAAUGCGGUGGCCGAAAUCACCAGAUUCGCCGACCGGGGAUUCUACGCCGACUGGUGGAACUCUAUCUCCUGGGACCAAUUUGCCCGCGAUUGGAACCGACCUGUCCAUAACUUCCUGCUGCGACACGUUUAUCACAGCUCCAUCAGCUCAUUCCAUCUCUCUCGAGUUUCGGCCAGCUUGGUAACCUUUUUCCUGUCCGCCUGUGUACAUGAGCUGAUUAUGCUCUGCAUCUUUCGGCGCCUGCGAGGAUACUUGCUGUUCCUCCAGAUGACACAGUUACCAUUGGUCUCGUUAAGUCGCACGCGUCUCAUGCGUGGGAGAAGACUGGUGGGAAAUAUCUUCUUCUGGCUGGGGAUUUUCACUGGGCCGAGUCUGCUGUGCAGUUUGUAUUUGAUUAUCUAGAGUAGACACGAAGAACGAAAGAACUAUGUAUAUCCCCACCCAUUGUGAAUGAGAAUUUAUUCUGGUAUAUAAGAAAGAAGCUAUUCGAUGUUCUCAAGGACGACGAUUGGAUAAUAAUGCGAUGGCUUUUCGGAACUACCAAUGCAAAAUGUCUAUCGAAUGUUCCCG